This is a messenger RNA of Solanum stenotomum, 1473 nucleotides long. RefSeq lists its product as uncharacterized. The transcript is spliced from 2 exons. The record is from RefSeq and is a predicted model, not a curated record. NCBI's taxonomy places the organism in Eukaryota, Viridiplantae, Streptophyta, Magnoliopsida, Solanales, Solanaceae. The coding region runs from base 1 to 1473 and encodes 490 amino acids.
AUGAAUCUAAAUUACAUUCCACCUGUGAUAGUGGAUGGGGAAAAAGUAGUAGAAAUUUUACCUGAGGAUGUAGCUCAGGAUAAUGAGAAAUGGGCUCAAUCAAUAGUAGUUUAUGUGGUGGGAACAACUCCAACUAUUGGAGCCAUGGAGAGAUUUAUAAUGGGACAAGGUACUUUCUCCACAAAACCUGUAAUUCUAUACCAUGUAGAUGGGUAUUUUGUUGUGAGGUUUGCUAAUGAGGAAGAAAGGGAUAAGGUGCUAUGUUCUGGACCUCACCACUUACUUAGAAGACCUGUUAUAAUGAAACAAUGGGUGCCGGAGUUCAACUUCAAAGAGGAAAUGCUCACCAUCAUUCCACUGUGGAUUAAUCUCUCAAAUCUGCCACUUAACUGUUGGAAUUCAAUUGUAUUGAGUAAGAUAGGUAGUAGUUUGGGGAAGCCUUUGUAUGCAGAUGAAUGUACAACUCAAGUCAGUAGAAUCUCGUUUGCCAGAAUAUUAGUGGAAAUAGAUGUUACUAGACCCCUGGCAAAGGUGAUUAAAAUACAGGAUACAAAAGGAAGAGUAGUAGAGCAGAAAGUCUGGUAUGAAUGGAAGCCAAUAUUUUUCCAGAAAUGUCUACAAGUGGGGCAUUCGUGUGUGGAAAAACUAGAGGCACCUAUACAGUUCCAAAAGAAAAAUCAGGGGCCAGUGCAGAGGAAUGAAUGGGUACCCACUACAAACAAGGAGCAAGGAUGUGAUACUAAACAUGUUGAAGCAAACCAGCAAGAGCAAUCAACUAAGGAUAAGGAUGAAGCAACACAGGGUCAAGGAGAGUGGCAUACUGUAAGACAUAGAACUUCUAUUAGAAGGAACUAUAGAAAUAUACAAGGAGAAAGAGCAGGACAGGGUCUUACAGCAGGGGUCAUGACUUAUGAGAAAGGACAAAUGAGUGGAGAAGGAAGUGGUGGAAUGAAGAUGACAUCUAUGCAACCAUCAAUUCAUGAUAGAUGGGAGUGGUGUCCUACUGCUAACACAAAUAUAAGAGGAAGGAUAUGGGUGAUAUGGAAUCCAAAAGAAGCUAGUUUCAAAAAGGUGGCAGAUGCUGAACAAUACAUACAUGGUUUGGUGGAAAUAAAUAAUACACAGUUUCAGCUUACUGUUGUGUAUGGCUUACAUACUAUCAAUACCAGGACUUCAUUAAGGGUAGCAAUUCAUCAGAUGAGUAGCCAAAUUAAUGAUCCAUUGUUGAUUAUUGGGGAUUUCAAUUCUAUACUAGCACAAGAUGAUAGAAUAGUUGGUAGUCAGGUACAGGAUGCAGAAAUAAGAGAUUUCAAGGAGUGUGUGACUAAUUCCAACCUUAUUGAACUGCAGAUAGGAGGGAGGAAUUAUACAUGGACCAAUGGACAUGUAUAUAGCAGAAUAGACAAAUCUACAGUUAAUGUUGAGUUGGUGAACAAGAUGGAUACACUACAGGUAAGUGCUAUGGAGCCUUAA